CUGUACAUUCACACACACACGCAUAGUCUAAUGUGUGUGUAUAAUAUAUUCAUAACAUAGAUGCUUGGCUUUUGGGGAAUAAUUAAAUAAUCUAACAUCACCAAUUCCAUACCUUAAAAACCUCCAAGCCUCCAUCUCCAGGGCAGAAACAAAACAUCAACAUAGCUAAUUAAGAGAAGAACAUGGAGAAAGUGUGCUGCAUGUGCGGCGACGUCGGAUUUUCCGACAAACUAUUCCGCUGCGGGCACUGCCGCAACCGCUUUCAACACUCCUAUUGUAGUAAUUACUACAGUGAGUUUGCGGAGCCGACCGAGAUUUGCGACUGGUGCCAGAGCGACGACAAAAAGCUGAGCAGCGUUGCUAAACACGGCGGAUCUUCUUUUUCUUCUUCAAAGAAGAAGAAGGCUUCUUCCUCCGUAAAUUACGAGAGCGGGGUCACAAACCAAUCGGAGUAUCCUUCCGGUGGCGGGAUCAAGCAUGACAAUAACCAUCACGAUCAAGUGGCCAAGAGCGUUGUUGCCGGACCUGCAGGAGGCGGCGUGCCGUCGCCGAGGACGGCCACGCGAAGGUACAAGCUUCUCAAGGAUGUCAGGUGUUAGAUCAAUUUCUGAAAGAGAGCUUAAUAAUAUAAUAUGCUAAAAUAAUAAUAAAAAUGCGCCUUUGAGAUAUGAUUGAGUGGUUUACAAAAUAUUACGAUUAUCUAUGUAUAAUUAAUUAGAUAUAGUGAAUGUAUAUCUUGUUGAGAAGCUUUUCGUACUAAUGUUGAAAAAAUAAUGAAUUUAUGUUUGUCGUGAGCUUCCA
Messenger RNA from Brassica oleracea var. oleracea, 801 nucleotides. RefSeq lists its product as uncharacterized. The record is from RefSeq and is a predicted model, not a curated record. NCBI's taxonomy places the organism in Eukaryota, Viridiplantae, Streptophyta, Magnoliopsida, Brassicales, Brassicaceae. The transcript has 2 exons. The coding region runs from base 183 to 599 and encodes 138 amino acids.